AUGCCAGACACCAACGGCGUCGCCAGCAGCGCCCACCGCGGCAUCCAUGCCAUCAAUCCCUUCUCAGCCCGCGAGGACCGCUCUCGCGAGGCCAUUAUCGCGUACAAGGUUGGCACGACUGUGUCUUGGCUGCUUCUCUUCAUCACGAGCGUCUACUACACCUUCGAGCACCCGCAUGAGGGCAAGUACCACCGCCAUACGAUCUGGGGCCAGAACCGUGCGCAUCGGACUCCAUUCACCAUGAAUUCCGUCAUCGUAAGCAUCUACUGGAUUGUUCUCUUCAUCCUCCAGAUCGGCUACAGCUGGCACCUCUACGCGUCCAACACUGUCUACGUCAACGCGGCUGCCAACGUUGGAUCCCACUUCAUCGCGCACAACCUGCUCAUCUUCGGCUUCAUUCACCUCUGGACGCGCUCGCACUUUUGGCUCGCGGAACUCCUCCUCAUCGUGAACUUUGUAAACCUCAGCGCCGCCUACUUCCGCCACAGCACUACGCCUAGGUUCAUCCACAUCCCGGUCGUCAGCGGCCCCCUGGCCUGGAAUUUCGUGGCCUUGUACUGGGUCGGUGCCGUAGCGGUGCACGCACACACGCUGCCGGCUCGCAUCGUCGCCAACAUCUUCAUCUGGGGCAUUCUCGCCUACGGCGUGUUCUUCCUGGCCGCGUUCAAGGACUACACCAUUGGCUUUGAGCUCUCCAUCCUCGCAGCCGCUAUCGGCGUCGACCAGUUCCUAGGCCACAUCAUCGCCUUCCAGUGGAUCUUCGCCUUCAUCAUCAUGGCCCUCCUCUUCGUGCUCUCCCUCGCCGUCGGCGUCCCCGGCCUCCUAGGCCGCGACCCCUUCAAGCGCGGCGAGAUCGUCGCCGAGGACCGCGAGCGCGCUCCCCUCCUCGCGGACGAGUAG
Mytilinidion resinicola is the source of this 900-nucleotide messenger RNA. RefSeq names its product DUF1774-domain-containing protein. The transcript has 4 exons. Lineage: Eukaryota; Fungi; Ascomycota; Dothideomycetes; Mytilinidiales; Mytilinidiaceae. Bases 1 to 900 code for a protein of 299 amino acids. The record is from RefSeq and is a predicted model, not a curated record.